This is a messenger RNA of Pantherophis guttatus, 5019 nucleotides long. The record is from RefSeq and is a predicted model, not a curated record. NCBI's taxonomy places the organism in Eukaryota, Metazoa, Chordata, Lepidosauria, Squamata, Colubridae.
UUCCUUUUCCUCUCUGUCCAAAGUGCUCUAUUUCAAGGUUCAUCAGUUCAAAGUAAAGAAUUUCUGUAUGUCCCUUUAAAACUUUUAAAAUGUCUGUUCCAAGCGUAGUGCAUCAGCUUCAUGUCUUUGUUAACUACGCCACACCUAGCUUUUGUUUACAGUUUUGUCAGUCUCCAUUGUUAAAAUCCAAAAUGUUCUUUCUUUCUUCUUUCUUCUUUCUUAAGAUCAUCUGGGACAGAGUAGGAAUCUCCAAAAUCCUUAUAUCCAAUAUUAAUUUCAAGUAAUCCAAGGUAAAAAGCCAAUUAACAUGUUUUUUUUCCACCCAGAAAGGGAAAUCUCUUCAAUCCACUUCCCUGCUUAGUCACUGCAGACUCCAUGGCUAUUUUGUAGCCAUCCAUCUGUCUAUCUUCAUUAGCUUCAUUUUCUUUUAGAGGCAUUAAUUCUCAGGAAUAUCCAUUUCUCCUAUCCACUCCAGUUAAAGGCACAGUCAAAUUUCAGAACUUUAUUAAUGCCAAAUCAUCCAAUUUAAGUUUACUGCAACAAAAUUCAAUUUGGGUCUUUUACCCAUUUUUUUUUCUUAUCAAUCUUUAAGCCCCGCAGUCCAGCAGCCACUUUUAAAUUUGGGGUCUUAUUUUCCAAUAAUUCCAGAUAGGUACGUUAUAUUGCCUGGGUUGGUGUCACUCACCCGGCUUCUUGAUCUUUGCUCUUUCUUCAUCUUCUUCCUCCAGCACAAUCCUUGUUCCCGAUUGCCACGGUUUCAGGGCAGCCGCCAUGGCUGCCGUUCCGCUGCCACCGACAUGAAGGAGAAGCCUCCAGCCCUGAGGAACUUGCCCGUUCCUCUCGGCCGCCCAAGGCGUUCCUUCUUGUCCCCCUGCCCCUACAAGACAGGAGAGGUCCGCAGACCUAUCGGCGGCAGCUUAGCAGAGGGGAUUUGGCAGGGCUCAGCGGAGCUCGCCAUUUCCCCGUCUGUUUCCCCGCGGCGCCAACUGGAAGUCCGCCAACUCAUAACCUAUUCUCUUAUGGGCUUGCUAUUCUCUUGGCAACCAAAUUGCAUGGAUUCUGCCACUAGUCUUUUUCUAGGGUUUAUGUUUUUUAACUUCCAGGUCUUGCCAAAAGCAUGUUAUUUCCUAUUGGUGCCGCAUCCGGGUAUUAACCAGGUUCAACUCUACUGACCGUAUUUUUCAGACUAUAAGACUCACCUGACUAGAAGGCACAUCUAAAUUUAGAAGAAGAAAAAAACAAAAAAAAAGGUUUUGGCCGACCUUUUUUGGGGCCUUUUCCAGUCUUUUUUCGGCCUGUUUCUGGGGCUAUUUUCGGCCCAUUUUUAGGUGCUUUUUUCAGCUCGUCUUUGAGGCUUUUUUCGACUUGUUUCUGGGGCUUUUUUCCCCAUUUUUGAGGCUCCCCCUCCCCCGUUUUUCAGGCUUUUAGGGGGCUGUUUUUGAGGCUUUUUGGCCCAUUUUUGAGGUUUUUGGGGGGCAUUGUUGAGGCUAUUUUUGGCCUGCUUUUGGGGGGCUGUUUUGACGCUUUUUUGGUCAAUUUUUGAGGCUUUUGGGGGCCAUUUUUGAGGCUUUUGUGUCCCGAUUUUGAGGCUUUUUUUUUGGCCUGUUUUUCCGAAAAAACGUUCCUGUGGUUUUGAAGGUGCAGGAAAAGGAGAGAAACCAACUUGGGUUCUGCCAACCGUUGCACAUUUUUGAUGGCUGCAGCAUCCCACACUCAGGAUCCCCAUUUGUGAUCUUCUCAGCUAGAUUCUGAAGCAAAAUUAGUAGGGAUGCCAGCAGGAAAUUGCAAGUCGCAGUUUGUGGAACAGAUGCAAGUUGGCACUGUCAUGUGACAUCAUGCUUCAUGACCGGCUGCUUAGUGACACAGAAGCCAGUCCCAACUGCACUCAACAAAGAGGAUGGCAAUAAGAGCACUCUGGACAACUGAGAAUAACAAGCAACGUUGAAAAGGAAAUAAAAUUGAGCCAGAAAUCAAAAUAUAUUCCAUUUCCUUCAGAAAACCACACAAUUCUCCUUCUCCAGCAGCUAAUAGACAACAGAGAGAAAAUUAACAUGAGAUUUUGAGCUGGAAAAAGUAGAGGAUACGAAACUCAAGGAUACAUUGCAUGAAAGAUCAAGGAAGAUUAUUUUUCAUUCAGAAAAAGAUGGAAAUAUCUGGAAGUUAGGGGGAAGGAAAAGGUCUUAUUGAGCAGGGCACAUAGGACAGACAAUGAUACAGGCCUUGCUCUGGGAAGAAGCAAAUGGUUUUAAUCAAAACACUACUAAACAAUAGAUCACACAUAUUUUUGACCUCAACAAUAUCAGUUGUGGAAAAUCUCCAUAGAUUUGCUUAUCUUAUAGAUCUGCCAUACAAAUUAUCUGAAUAUGCCAAAAAGUUUGGUCAGAACAGCUUCCUUGUGGUUCAUGGAACGACUCACACAGGAGAGAAGCCAUAUGAGUGCUCCCGAUGUGAAUACUUUACUAAGCAUGGCAAUAUGGUAAUACAUCACAGGACACCCAUCACAUAAGAGUGUCCAAAUUGUGUGAAAGUUUCAUUGGAAAUUACCAUCUCAUGAGACCACAAAGGACUCAGACAGGAGAGAAACCAUUUGAAUGUCCCGAUUGUGGGAAAAGUUUCAGUCACAUUUCCAGCUUGGUGGCACACCAGAAAACUCACACAGGAGAGAAACCAUUUGAAUGUCCUGAUUGUGGGAAAAGUUUCAGUCAGAAUUGCAGCCUGGUGACACACCAGAGGACUCACACAGGAGAGAAACCAUUUGAAUGUUCUGAUUGUGGGAAACGUUUCAGUCGCAAUUCCAGCCUGGUGACACACCAGAGGACUCACACAGGAGAGAAACCAUUUGAAUGUCCUGAUUGUGGGAAACGUUUCAGUCGCAAUUCCAGCCUGGUGAUACACCAGUGCACUCACAAAGAAGAGCAACCAUUUGAAUGUCCUGAUUGUGGGAACAGUUUCUGUAACAAUUCCGGCCUGGUGAUACACCAAAGGACUCACACAAGAGAGAAACCAUUUGAAUGUCCUGAUUGUGGGAAAAGUUUCAGUCGCAAUUCCCACCUGGUGACACACCAGCGGACUCAUACAGGAGAGAAACCAUUUGAAUGUCCUGAUUGUGGGAAAAGUUUCAGUCGCAAUUUCAACCUGGUGACACACCAGAGGACUCAUACAGGAGAGAAACCAUUUGAAUGUCCAGAUUGUGGGAAAAGUUUCAGUCACAAUUCCAGGCUGGUGACACACCAGAGGACUCACACAGGAGAGAAACCAUUUGAAUGUCCUGACUGUGGGAAAGGUUUCAGUCGCAAUUCCAGCCUGGUGAUACACCAGUGGACUCACACAGAAGAGCAACCAUUUGAAUGUCCUGAUUGUGGGAACGGUUUCUGUAACAAUUCCAGCCUGGUGAUACAUCAAAGGACUCACACAGGAGAGAAACCAUUUGAAUGUCCUGAUUGUGGGAAAAGUUUCAGUCAAAAUUCCCACCUGGUGACACAUCAGAGGACUCACACAGGAGAGAAACCAUUUGAAUGUCCUGAUUGUGGGAAAAGUUUCAGUCAGAAUUCCAGCCUGGUGACACACCAGAGGACUCACACAGGAGAGAAACCAUUUGAAUGUCCUGAUUGUGGGAAAGGUUUCAGUAGCAAUUCCAGCCUGGUGACACACCAGAAGACUCACACAGGAGAGAAACCAUUUGAAUGUCCUGAUUGUGGGAAAAGUUUCAGUCACAAUUACAGCCUGGUGAUACACCAGAGGACUCACACAGGAGAGAAACCAUUUGAAUGUCCAGAUUGUGGGAAAAGUUUCAGUUACAAUUCCAGCCUGUUGAAACACCAGAGGACUCACACAGGAGAGAAACCAUUUGAAUGUUCUGAUUGUGGUAAAUGUUUCAGUCAGAAUUCCCACCUAUUGACACACCAGAGGACUCACACAGGAGAGAAACCAUUUGAAUGUCCUGAUUGUGGGAAAAGGUUCAGUAACAAUUCCAGCCUGGUGACACACCAGAAGACUCACACAGGAGAGAAACCAUUUGAAUGUUCUGAUUGUGGGAAAAGUUUCAGUCACAAUUCCAUCCUGGUGACACACCAGAGGACUCACACAAGAGAAAAACCAUUUGAAUGUCCAGAUUGUGGGAAAAGUUUCAGUCACAAUUCCAGCCUGGUGAAACACCAGAAGACUCACACAGGAGAGAAACCAUUUGAAUGUCCUGAUUGUGGGAAAAGUUUCAGUCAGAAUUCCCACCUGGUGACACACCAGAGGACUCACACAGGAGAGAAACCAUUUGAAUGUCCUGAUUGUGGGAAAAGGUUCAGUCAGAAUUCCCACCUGGUGACACACCAGAGGUCUCACACAGGAGAGAAACCAUUUGAAUGUCCAGAUUGUGGGAAAAGUUUCAGUUACAAUUCCAGCCUGGUGAAACACCAGAGGACUCACACAGGAGAGAAACCAUUUGAAUGUUCUGAUUGUGGUAAAUGUUUCAGUCAGAAUUCCCACCUAUUGACACACCAGAGGACUCACACAGGAGAGAAACCAUUUGAAUGUCCUGAUUGUGGGAAAAGGUUCAGUAACAAUUCCAGCCUGGUGACACACCAGAAGACUCACACAGGAGAGAAACCAUUUGAAUGUCCUGAUUGUGGGAAAAGGUUCAGUCAGAAUUCCCACCUGGUGACACACCAGAGGUCUCACACAUGAGAGAAACCAUUUGAAUGUCCUGAUUGUGGGAAAAGGUUCAGUAACAAUUCCCACCUGGUGAAACAUCGGAACACUCACACAGGACAGAAACCAUACGAGUGCCCAGAUUGUGGGAAAGGUUUCAGUACUAAGACUAGCCUUUUAAAUCACGUGCUUAUACACACGGGAGAAACCAUUUAAGUGCCCCAAGAGUGGACGGUGCUUCAGGAAACAUUCCACCCAUAUUGCACACAAGAAAAUGCACAUGGAUUUUCCAAAGUGAUGAGUGAUGACCUAAAGCAGUGGUUCCCAAAGUGGGCGGUACCAAAGUGGGGGGCGGUGGGAUGAUUUAGGGGGGCAGUA